This is a messenger RNA of Colletotrichum phormii, 1777 nucleotides long. RefSeq lists its product as uncharacterized. The transcript has 2 exons. The coding region runs from base 189 to 1631 and encodes 480 amino acids. The record is from RefSeq and is a predicted model, not a curated record. NCBI's taxonomy places the organism in Eukaryota, Fungi, Ascomycota, Sordariomycetes, Glomerellales, Glomerellaceae.
UGCAAGGGUGUCAGACAACGUUAUCUGGACAGGAGUAUUCCACCUUCCACUCAGUCGUCAGACUCCCAACCCAACGUCUCAUUGCUUUACCCCUCUCGAGAGCCUUGCAAUCUUUGAACUUCAUCUUUCAUUUUGAACCUUCAACUAGCAACGAGUCAAACAAGCGGCUUCUCCUAGGUUCGUUCAACAUGGCGGACCCGUUGUCUAUAGCGGGCAGCGCUGUGGGGAUAAUCUCCCUCGGCAUUCAGGUUGCGCAGUCACUCUACCAGUUCUACAGUACUGCUAAAGGCCAGCAUUCCGACGUUGCUCGCACUCUGCGAAAACUUCAAGACCUGCAAUCCUUGCUCGAGAGGUUGGACACCCACCACCGCUGUCGACCCAACCCUUGCUUUGGGCUUUGUUUCUUCUUCUUUUCGUUCAGUGAUAAGUUCAAACAAGAUCCAUCAGCUAUGCUCCGGGCGCUCAUUCUGCAGUUAUCCGACCAACUAGACUACAUUCCACCCGCAUUGAAAAGAAUUCACGAUUUAGGACACAACCACAACGUCCCACCGUCGAGGGUAGAGCUGCUUCAAUGUUUCCGUCAGGUCGUACGAUGUUUCCAUGAUGUCCACAUUGUUUUGGAUGCACUGGACGAGAGCCCUCAAGGUGAACGCCGAUCUAGUCUGCUGGAAACAUUACAAGAAAUUCGGGCUUGGUCAGAGCCGGGACUGCAUCUUUCGGUAACCAGCCGAGACGAGGUCGACAUUCGCGAAGGAAUCGAUGCAGAGCAAAAAAUGGUCAUCUCAUUGAAGAACGGAGGAAUAGAUGAUGAUAUCGCUAGCUACGUCUCACAACACCUUCAACAACGUCUUAGAGAAUGGAGCAAGCAUCAUCCUUUGAUUAGGAAAAUCUUGAUUGAAAAAGCGCAUGGCGUUUUUCGUUGGGUCGAGUGUCAGUUCAAAACAAUCGAGACGUGUCCAAGAAGCAAACAGGCUCUCGAUCGGCGACUUCAAUCGUUGCCUCCUACCUUGGAUGAGACCUAUAAAAGAAUGCUAGAGACCGUCCUCGAAGAAGAAGAAUACGCCAGGCAGAUGUUGACAAUCCUCUGUUGCGCUGUGGUACCAUUGACUGUGCCGGAAAUGAUCGACGCUAUGGCAGUCGAGAUCGGCACCACGUCCUUCUGGAACCCAGACCGCCAACUUCCAGAUGCAGACGCCCUUCAGGAGAUUUGCCCAGGUUUUACCGAGACAGCCAUGGACCAUGAAAGAGGAACAAGCGUCAUCCGUAUUGCCCAUUUUUCUGUACAGGAAUAUCUCGAAUCCGAUCGAAUUCUUCUGCAAGAAGGCAGCGCUUCGUUCAGUAUACGAAAACCCUAUGGGAACCUAAUGCUAGCAUCAAUGUGUCUCACAAUGCUGCUCGAUUCUCGAUUCCGUACACUCGAGCUUCGCGAAAUUUACCAACAGCAUCCUUUUGCGAUUUACGCUGCAAGGCAUUGGCCAAACCAUUGGCAGAAGAGCAAUGAGACUGACGCCACAUUAGCAUUAUGUGGUGACUUUAGCCACCGCCAUCCUAAAGUAUCCCACGGUAAACUCAUCCUGCGACUGCAAGAUCAGAUGAUUCUUUUUUUCAGAGACUCGAACGGGGGGCAAUGAGGAUUUGGUAUGAAAUAGUCGAGCCUUACUGGAACAAUUGGUUGGAGAGAGAGAUGGACAAAGUGGCGUCUCCACUUUACUAUGCUUCUCAUCUCGGCGCUCGUUUCUUGGUAGAGGGCCUGUACGAGACGUGGAAAGACCGAUGC